Ilex paraguariensis (yerba mate) is the source of this 582-nucleotide messenger RNA. NCBI's taxonomy places the organism in Eukaryota, Viridiplantae, Streptophyta, Magnoliopsida, Aquifoliales, Aquifoliaceae. The record is from the annotation of a GenBank genome assembly.
AUGCAUUCACUCAGAAGGGAGUUGAGCGAAGGACUUCGUCCUCUCCAUGAAACUUUUGUUGCUUUGAUUCGUUUGUUUGGUUCUAAAGGCCAUGCUACCAGAGGCUUAGAAAUACUUGCAGCAAUGGAAAAGCUGAAUUUUGACAUCCGCCAAGCUUGGCUGGUUCUUAUUGAGGAGCUUGUUAGAAGCAAUCAUCUGGAAGAUGCCAAUAAAGUCUUUCUGAAGGGUGCCAAAGGAGGGCUGAGAGCUACUGAUGAGCUUUAUGAUCUUCUUAUUGAAGAAGACUGUAAAGCUGGGGAUCAUUCCAACGCAUUAACCAUAGCCUACGAAAUGGAGGCAGCAGGAAGGAUGGCAACCACUUAUCAUUUCAAUUGUCUUCUUAGCGUACAGGCUACUUGUGGGAUACCUGAAAUCGCUUUUGCCACAUUUGAAAACAUGGAGUAUGGAGAAGGCGCAGAAGAAAUCUGCAAAGCACCGGUGGCCAUGCUAGACCUUCAGAAGCUGUACAAAAUCAAGAUGGACACAUCUGCUCAUGUUUUGUAUCUGUUUAUGGAAAGACGACCAAAUGGUCUAAUGUCAUAG